CGAAGGACGAUCGUCGUCUCCAGAUUCCGAUCAGCUAUCUCCGUUAAAGUGGAUCAGCUGUUCCCAACAGAAGUCUUUCACAAACGCCUUGGCCGCCGCCCCGUCCGCAAUGGAACUCAGAUACGUUCCUUUGCAUUUUGCGAUAUGGUUGACUGCGAUAAUUCUGAGCACAGCAUCUUUGGUCUCUGUAGAUGAUCCUAUCGACAUAAAUGAUUAUUGGGAAGAUCCUAGAAUCUGUGCCUUAACUCUUCAUAGGACAUACUUUACUGAAGGUUUUGGGGCAUUAAGCAGUGCCUUUCCUUGGCAGGCUAACAUGAAAAUGGAUGCGUGCAUUAAAUAUGAGGAUGUCAAUGUAGCGCUUGCCAAGGCUAAGAAACUACUAGGUUAUAUUCAUCCUAUUACGAAAGGUCUAGAUCCUAGCCCACAGGAUAUAGAUGUUUCUGCAAACCUUAUUAUAGAGACUACCAAAAUAUUGACUGAGUGGUUCGACCUUACCCCCAAAGAAAUCAUUGAAGAUUUACCUAUGAUCGACACCUCUAAAACCGACAUUUGGGAUAUCUGCCCUGACCACUAUAAGCCAACUCCUUGCACCGUGUCACGGUACCGAUCGAUGAGUGCCCAUUGCAACAACAUGAAACAUACAAUGUGGGGUGCUUCCAACACUGCUUUCGUCCGAUUCAUGUCACCUGUUUACGCUAAUGGUAUCGAUGCUCCGAGAGUAUCAGCCGUUGACGGAAGUCCAUUGCCCAAUGCUCGAGCGGUCACUGCAGCCGUUCACAGAGAUUACAACAGACCAAGCAGAGAUUUGUCAAUCCUUAUUAUGUCAUGGGGUCAGUUCAUUGAUCAUGAUCUCACUCUAGCUGCUCAACCAAGAGACGUAGAUGGAAGGGAGGUCGCCUGUUGUAAAGUACAUCCGUCAAUGCGCCAUCCGAACUGCAUGCCGAUCGAAAUUCCUCCAGAUGAUCCAUUUUAUUCUCAGUACGGUGUCCGGUGUAUGGAUUUUAAAAGAACAUUAGCAGGACAUAUGCCCGGAUGUGCCCUCGGUCCUCGAGUACAUAUCAACUUGCUGACGUCCCCCAUCGAUGCUAAUUUCAUCUAUGGAUCCACAGACACAGAGGCUCGUAAACUUAGGUUGGGUACAGGAGGUUUGAUGCGGUCAUGGAACAAAUUUGGACGUUUGGGACUCAAAGAUCUGUUGCCUCCUUCUGUAGAACAUCCAGAGAAGGAUUGCAUAGCCAGACCGAGGAACUUGUUUUGUUUCUUAGCAGGUGAUGAAAGGGUGAACGAACAGAUCCAUCUGACAGUCCUUCACACUCUGUACGUCCGUGACCAUAAUCGAAUGGCCCGAGAACUUGCUUUCCUCAAUCCACACUGGGAUGACGAGAAGAUAUACCAUGAGACUAGGCACAUAAUGGCCGCUGCUGUUCAGCAUAUUACUUACAAUGAGUUCCUACCUGUCAUCCUGGGACGCGAAUACAUGGAGAAAAACAAUCUUACUCUCCUUAAAGAGGGUUACUGGAAUGGUUAUGAUGAAGACACUCAUGCUGGUCCUGCCAAUUCUUUCCAAUCGUCUGCUUUUCGUUUCGGUCACACCUUCAUUCAGAAUAGAGUUCGGUUGUAUGACAAGCACCACACAUUCCUGGAUUCAAUUGAACUCAGAGAAGUUCUUCGGCAUCCUUUCAUCAUAUAUGAACCAGGCAUGAUCGAUAAAUUGGUUGGAGGACUCCUAAACACGCCUGCUCAGACUUACGAUCCCUUCAUUUCAUCGGAGGUGACAAACCACCUUUUCGAGGACCGUCCAGAACCAUUCGGCCUAGACCUAGCUGCUAUCAACCUCAUGCGGGGUCGAGAACAUGGCGUACCCGGGUACAAUUUCUUCCGACAAUGGUGCGGACUUCCUAGAGUCGAAACGUUUCAAGAGCUGGAAUUCUACAUGAGUAAUGGGACUGCUUAUAAAUAUUCCAAACUUUACAAGCACCCCGACGACAUAGACCUCUGGUCUGCGGGCGUUUCCGAGCGAGUCAUGGAUGGAGCCCUAGUGGGUCCCACUUUUGCUUGCAUCAUAGCCCGACAGUUCGCCAAGUUGAAAAAAGGAGAUAGAUUUUGGUACGAGAAUGGCGGUCUUCCCUCUUCUUUUACACCAGCACAACUUAGAGAGAUCCGAAAAGCAAUGCAAUCGAAAAUUAUCUGUGAGAACGCAGAUGAUAUUCCCACUAUCCAGAUGUGGCCAAUGAUGAUGCCACACCCUGAACACAACCCCAGAGUAGCAUGUGAAGAUUUGCCUUCCAUUGAUCUACGGUACUGGGAAGAAGAACCACUCUACGGGGAAUUUCGUUUCAAGAAAUAAGUCCUCAAACGUGUUGUCUUUAAUUUAUUAUUCCAAAGAAAAUAGUCAAAAGUUAAGAAACACCAAAGAUCAAUUCUUAUGAAACCAAGUUCCAACUUUUCGACUAAAGCGCCCGGUUUUCACCUACAAGUGUCACCAUUCAGUUGAUUGGAAUCUGUGAAUGUCUUUGAAACAGUUGUAAGAAAUAUUGUAUCAGCCCUACGUCUGACAACACUAUCGAAGUACUUGAACAAAAUGGUGGCUUAAUCGACAGAACGGUCACUCAUAGCGUAUUCCACAAGUCGUCGCCAACUCCCUGCUUAUAGGAAAUGUUUCAGAGUAUUCUUUCCGUUUAUAUUUUUUAUUUAAAAAUAUGUAAAACGGUCUAAACUUUAACAUAGAAGGAAUUUUAACAUAAAUUUAACAUAGAAUGAAUUUUAACAUAACUUUAACAUAGAAUCGAAUCUGUCUUGGCAAAAUGGUGAUAUAUCUCAUUUUCUGAGAUACUAUAUUUAUUCAUUAAUUCUAUGCUCGUAGCAAAACUCAUAAAGUGUAAAAAAGAUAACAAAAGCUGAAAUCAGCGAGAUAAAUAAUUAAUUCCAAGCCUUUAAUUUUGACCGACUCUCUAUUUUUCAAUGAAUAAGUAUUUAGCUAAAUAAGGCUUGAAUUUCAGUUCAUGGCUUUAAUUUUAAUAAGAGGUGGCCAAGAUUUUGAAAAGCGAUUUUUGUGGAAAAUUCUGUUUUAAAGUACGCAGAAAGAGGAUAAAAUAUGUUUUUAAAUAUUUUUCGCAAACCGAAAAAUAAGAGUUUUUUUUUUCUUACAUGGCCGUUCUUUAAUAAUUCAUAACUUUUGUCUAGUUUAUAUAUUUUCAUCUAUAAUAAUUUUAUGAAUAAAUUUCGAUAAAUAAAAAUUAUUAAAACUUUAAUAAUAACUUUUGUCCAGCUUUGGUCUAUUUUUAUUGAAGGAGGAUUUAAAUCAAGAAAUUUUUAAAGAGGGUAUAGUAGUUAAAAGUUCAGAAUUACUUCUACGGACACAUCUGGAAGAAACAUUGACAUCUGGGAUAACCAUGGACUCUAUAAAAUGCUUACAUUUAUCUUUUGCUUAUUUUUACAACAUUUUAUGCAACCGUAUUAUUAAAAAAUAUCUUUAGCACUGCUGAAAAAUCUGUGCUUUGCUGGAAAGUCUGAUUCAAUUAAUUUACUAUUUAAAAAAAUUGUGUAUAUCAUGGCAUAAUUAGUAAUAAUUGUUUUAAAAAUUAUUUAUAUUAUUAAUAAUGGUUGUUUAAAGCAAUUUAUGAAACGAUAAUAUAUGAAACUACCACGAGAAAGAAUUCAUAGAUUUGCGAGCUUUCUUCCAUUUAAUAACAUUUAGUAAUAAUUAAAUAUUUUUAUAUUAACAAAAUUUAAUAAUUUGUUAUUUACUAUAUACAGGAAAUAUGUAAAUUUAAAGGAAAAUUCAAAUGCAAUUUACUUCAUUAUUCAUUGUUUUAAGCUCAUUAACUUUAGCAUGUUCAUUAGCUUUGACUAAAUUUUAGCAUUAGUUUAAUUAAUUUAAACAUUAGCAUUAGUUUAGAUCGUAAUUUGUUUUCUCUUAAAGUUUUUAAACUACUAUUUCAUGUAUGUGAUUUGGUUGAUAAUCUCGUUAACUGCCUUCUUUGAGAAAUAAAAAUAUUUUGGAACAGAGCUUUCGAAACUACGGUAUGUGAAAUGUUCAAAUGUUUUUGAAGUUUCUAAAAGAAUGGUUUUAAUGUUAUGGAAAAAAAUUAAUUUAUGAUUAGAAAAGUAAAAAGAAUGAGAUAAACGAUUUAUUAAAAAUAUAAUAUUUAGUGCAUAAGUUGAAACUUGAAUUUAAAUAUGAAGACUUCCUUUCCUGUGCUCCGCUUUAUAAAACAUUGUAGUUGAUGCCAUAGUUAGCAAGAUGUUGGUAGGUGAGCGGUAUUGUAAACGAAUUAGUUAAAAAAUCCUGAUUCUGAAUAUUGAGCUAAGAAAUUUCAUUAGAGUUGAUUUGAAAUGUUGUUUGAGCCUUAGAACUUGAUUUAAUGAAUGGAUCCGAAAGAAGCAAAUGUAAGAAAUUGUACAUAUAUGUAAUUUUUUUAUUUGUAAAUAAACUUUACCUUUUUUAAAUGUU
Molecule: messenger RNA, 4453 nt
Organism: Stegodyphus dumicola
Lineage: Eukaryota; Metazoa; Arthropoda; Arachnida; Araneae; Eresidae
Product: chorion peroxidase-like
Biological process (GO): response to oxidative stress
Molecular function (GO): heme binding; peroxidase activity
Source: RefSeq, a predicted model, not a curated record